CUACCAACAAGAUUACAAGAAAUUUACCACUGAAAGGCAAAACUAAAAAUGAUUAAGAUUAUCAGGUCAAAUUUUGAUAAUAUAUAAGUAAUCGGGCCAAAAAGUAAUUUCUUAAUAAUUGAGGGUAUGAUAACGAAUAGUGUGACGACCAGAAAGCACAACACCACUGACAGGUGGCACCUACUUAUUGGCUUUGCCUCCCAAAAGUCAGACCGAUCCAACCCACACACUGUAUUUAACACGUGUCAGAAGCUAAAGAACUCUCCUUAUGAUUAUUUAGUGUCCUAAUAAAUUUCUCAUUUCACACUAUUCGGUUUUGGUUGAGACCUUUCACUCUACUGAUAAGAGAAAUAGAGAAAACUAUGACGAUCUUUAACUGGGUGCAGAAAAAGCUGCACCAAAAUGUCAUCAAAGAAAUAGAUGGUGUGACAAAAAACGAGAAGAAGAAGAGAAAUGAAGGAAUAAGUGAGAUUGAGAAGAACACGAAAGCUAUAUUGGAUCAAGUGGGGUUAGUGGAUGCCCUUGAUAAUUGGUUCGAUGGAGUUCUCACCAUCGGCACAUUUGGUUUCGACACCUUGAACUUUAAAGAAGAAGAUGAAAAAGAAGAUGAUGAUGAAUGUGAGAGUGUGGAUCUCGACUAUGUCGUAAUUGAUGGCAGCAUCAUCAAGAACGUGGACCAAGAGUUGGAUCCUCUUAUCUCUGAAGAAAAUAAGUUUUAUGAUCAUCAUAAAGAUGUUGGGGUACGCCGUAUUGGACAGAUAAUAGAUCAAUAUGGCUCAGAAAAAAAAAAAAGAAACGCCAGAUUGUAACGAGAAGAGGAGGAAGCAGAGAUAGAGCCACAGAAGAAGAGGACAACACUUGCGGAGCUUUUCAUGGAGGACCACGAGGUCCACGACGAAGGCUAUGACACGUGGCAUGGCAAGCAACCCAAGAACCCUAACCUUGACGGUGAGGAGGUUAAAUAUUAUAAACAAAACGGUUCAAAACUAAGUAAGAAGUUCUCGUUUGUUAAGAAGAAGCUGGUCAUGUCAAAGUCCAAAGACGAAGAAAAAGACUUACGUCCAAUUAAGAAAAUGCGUCAGAUGAUUAAGAGGAUGUUGAAGAAGAAGAUCCAUCCAGAUAUAGACGUUCCAUACCAGCCAACUCGGAACUGUGAAGCUCUCGAGUCACAUUGUCUUCUUAACAUUCAAGGUUUGUAUUUCUUAAUUAGUUUAGUUUAG
This is a messenger RNA of Arabidopsis lyrata subsp. lyrata, 1220 nucleotides long. RefSeq lists its product as uncharacterized. Lineage: Eukaryota; Viridiplantae; Streptophyta; Magnoliopsida; Brassicales; Brassicaceae. Gene Ontology annotation, biological process: morphogenesis of a branching structure. The record is from RefSeq and is a predicted model, not a curated record. The transcript is spliced from 5 exons.